GCAGUGAACAUGACAGUCCUCCUGCUAUGGCUGUUCCACUCUCCUCUGCCAAAUUUCACACUUCAAUUCUCACACAAUCACUCCCCUCUUCUUCCUCUCGUUCUUUUUCCGUCGGAAAACGCUUCUGUUGCUCGUCGUCAUCAACUUCCAUGGAACAUCAUGAAUCGAAAUUUAAGGAAUUUCCUUAUGCAUCUGUUCCGCAUAGAGAGUUAAUGGUGGAACUUGUAUCGACUGUGGAGAAUCGUCUUGGAGAGUCUCUACUUCCUUGUACUCUGCCUUCUCAUGUGCAGUAUUUUGAGAAUGAAUCUGCUACUGCUCAUGCUUCUCUCUAUGUCAGAUCUGGAAAUUCCUCUUCUCAGGUUGAUUUCAUACUUGGUAGUUGGGUUCACUGCAACUUACCCACCGGCGGAGCAUUGAAUAUUACAAGCCUUUCCGUAUAUUUGAGACCUUCAACUGAUGCACCAAACUUCUUAAUUGAAGUUAUUCAAAGCAGUCCAACAACUCUCAUCCUCAUUCUUGAUCUACCUCCGCGAAAGGACCUUGUCCAACAUCCCGAUUACCUCAAGACCUUUUAUGAGGAAACACAAUUAGAUAAGCAGAGACAACUUCUCGAGAAGCUACCUGAGGUAAAGCCUUAUUUCUCUUCUUCUCUAUAUAUUCGAGCCCUUGUCUCUCCAUCAGCUAUCUUGGUUUCGAUAGAAACCGAUCCUUCCCAGGCCAUUCGCAUUGAUGAAAUUAUUCAGGAUCACAUAAGUCCUGUUGCUAAGGUAAUGCUGGAUACAUGGUUGAAUCUGUGUGCUUGUACUGAGAGAAGAUUGACAGAUGAUGAAAGUAAAGAUCUGGCUAAGAGGGAUCAAAUAAUUAAGAAUAAGACUAUCGAGAUAGAUCUUGAAUCAAGCUUCCCUAGGCUUUUCGGGCAACAAGUAGCUAACCAGGUUUUAGGAGUACUAAGGGAAAUCUAUAACAGUUGAAUUUCUUGGUCCUGCUGCUGUUUGAUAGUGUGAUAAUUGUAUGUAAUCAUUAUAAUUCUUCAACAUAUAAUACAUUUAAAAAGAUGUAUAUUGAGAAUAACAAUAUGUAUUUUACCAAGGUGUUAUAUCAUAUGCCACUUUGUAAA
Messenger RNA from Solanum lycopersicum (tomato), 1117 nucleotides. Its product is annotated as red chlorophyll catabolite reductase, chloroplastic. The record is from RefSeq and is a predicted model, not a curated record. Gene Ontology annotation, molecular function: red chlorophyll catabolite reductase activity. Gene Ontology annotation, cellular component: chloroplast. Lineage: Eukaryota; Viridiplantae; Streptophyta; Magnoliopsida; Solanales; Solanaceae. Gene Ontology annotation, biological process: chlorophyll catabolic process.